AUGGCUCUUUCUGCAUCUGCAAUUGGUUUUGAAGGAUUCGAAAAGAGGCUCGAAAUCUCCUUUUUAAAGCCCAACAUCAGUGCCGACCCUGAAGGAAAGGGAUUGCGUUCCCUUUCCAAAUCACAAUUGGACGAAAUUCUGGGCCCUGCCGAGUGUACCAUAGUAGCCUCACUAUCUAACGAACACUUGGAUUCAUAUGUCCUUUCCGAGUCAAGCCUCUUUGUCUAUCCUUAUAAGAUCAUCAUCAAAACUUGCGGGACAACAAAAUUGCUUCUUUCCAUCUCGCCCAUUCUGAAAUUGGCUGAGUUGCUUUCUCUUUCGGUUCAAACCGUGAAAUACACACGUGGGAGCUUCAUCUUCCCCGGAGCCCAGUCAUACCCCCACCGUAACUUUUCUGAAGAAGUUUCUGUCCUUGAUGAAUAUUUUGGAAAUCUCGGCACCAGCAAGGCCUACGUCAUGGGAAAUUCUGAUGAAUACCAUAAAUGGCACGUGUACUCGGCCUGUGCCUCCUCUGUCGAAGCUUCUUCUGACCCUGUUUACACUCUCGAGAUGUGCAUGACUGGUUUGGACAGGGACAAAGCUUCUGUCUUUUACAAACAAGAAUCGAGCUCGGCUCUUCUCAUGACUAAAAGCUCUGGCAUACGAAACAUCUUGCCAGAAUCUGAAAUCUGCGACUUUGAGUUUGAGCCGUGUGGAUAUUCCAUGAAUUCGAUUGAGGAAAGGGCAAUUUCAACCAUUCACGUCACGCCGGAGGAUGGCUUCAGCUAUGCGAGCUUUGAGGCGGCCGGGUAUAACCUGAAGCGUGUGGGUAUUGACCAGCUGGUCGAGAGGGUAUUGGCUUGCUUUAACCCGAGUGAGUUUUCUGUGUCUGUGCAUGCCGAGUUUGGAGGCAAGUUGGUUGAAGAUCUUUGUGGGCUGCUGGAUGUUAAUGGUUACGUUUCUGAUGAGACGAGUCUCAAGGAGCUGGGGUCGGGUGGGUCGAUUGUCUACCAUAAGUUUCUGUGUACUAAAGCAUUUUGUGGAUCACCCAGGUCCACUCUCAAGUGUUAUGGGGGUGAGGAUACUGAAGAAGAAGAAGAAAAGGAGUAG
Striga hermonthica is the source of this 1089-nucleotide messenger RNA. The record is from the annotation of a GenBank genome assembly. Lineage: Eukaryota; Viridiplantae; Streptophyta; Magnoliopsida; Lamiales; Orobanchaceae.